Molecule: messenger RNA, 1971 nt
Organism: Cyphellophora attinorum
Lineage: Eukaryota; Fungi; Ascomycota; Eurotiomycetes; Chaetothyriales; Cyphellophoraceae
Exons: 1
Coding region: 1-1971 (656 amino acids)
Biological process (GO): regulation of DNA-templated transcription
Molecular function (GO): DNA-binding transcription factor activity
Source: RefSeq, a predicted model, not a curated record
AUGUCUGUCGCCGGGCGCAAAGCCCAAAACAACGCUGCUCAGCGUGCGUUUCGUGAGCACAAAGAGCAGCACAUCACGGACCUGGAGACAGAGAUUGAUGAGCUUAGGAAAGCAGGUGAAGCCGCAGGUCAGGACAAUGCGUUGCUUAAGGAUCAAUUGGAACGUCAAGUGGAACGCUUGCGAGUUGAAUUGGGGGGAGAACAUCGAAUGCGAGAAUAUCGGAUGCGUUUAGCAUCCACCAGUCAAGGGGAACACUUCGCCAGGGAAAGUGACAGCACACAUAAGAGAGCUGCCAACUCUUCCGACGACUUCCAAUCUGAGAAAGUCAGUCCACUUCCUCAAAGCAAAGCUGCAGCACGGUCCGUUGGUCAACUCCGCCCAAGCAGUGCCAUACAGGCGCCCAAUGUGGGAAUCAAGCCUAGCUCUGGCCGAGCCAAGCGAGUUGGGCCACUGACGCAAGAAGAGCGCCGUAUGGCAAACAAAGUUCGUGACAUUGGGGCGUGCUUGCGAUGCCAGCGUCUGAGGGAGAGGUGCACAGACUCGAGACCAUGCUUGGGGUGUUACAAUGCGAAAGAGAAGUGCAUAGACAGGACGCUACCGAGGGUAUACUGGGGCGCAUCAGGCUUCACCCAGCUUGGUGGAGAAUUGGACUCUACUUUAUUGGACAACAAUGCAGUUUUCAACGACGGUGCACAACUCGCCUGCCGGCCCAAAUCUGCAGAAAAUCGGGCUUCCUCUUCAGAUGAAUCUAUCUCGUCGGAAUGGACCCAGUACGAUGGGUUGACAGAUCCCACGGCUGCUCGAAUAGCCUACGUGGCUGGCAAAGUCAUCGCCUCCGCGUUUGCAAGCGUUGCCACCCGCUAUGGCGCUCAACAAAGCCAGGCAACUGGCGGAUCCUGCGCUUCGGGACAGCCCAGAGGUGGGAAGAAGCAGCCUCAGCCAGCUUCGAAAAGGAAGAGCACUCAGAGCCGCGAUGAUGAUUCGGAGGCAUCAAAUGACGAUGGGUCCCCCAAAAAGCGAAAGACAGACCAGAAACGGCGCCAAGAAAGCUCAGCGCCGCCCUUGUUGGCCUGCCCAUUUCACAAAUUUGACUGCAAGUACUUUGGACCUGAUUCGGAUGAUGAGAAGUACCACGCCUGCGCCAAAGUCCGCUUUACGAACGUGGCUGGGCUCAAACAGCACAUGCAGCGAAACCAUUGCCUGCCCAAAUACUACUGCGUCAACUGCUGUGAAGCCUUCCCUGCAGAGUCACAGUUACAUGCGCAUAUCAGACCACCACGAUGUGAGACUUUGGAUCCACCACUUUAUCCAGAUCGAAUCACAGCUCAGCUCAGCGAGGCCCUCAGACUCGAUGAAAGAGAACCCAAGAACCAGGAUUCAAGCCAUUACUGGCGCCAUGCCUACGAUGUCCUCUUUCCGGGAGCUGCUGCGUUGGUGUCUGUGAGUCCGAACUAUGAAGGCCCGGACAAAGAGCACACGCUACGCUUCAUACGAUUUGCUAAAGCCGCGAGGUCCAUUAUCUUGGCCCGAAUAGUACAGGAAGAACAGCGCCUCAACCCGUACGACGGAUUGCACACUUCAACGGACAGAAUGUCGGAAGAGAUCGACUCGAUAGUUCUCGACUGGUACUGGAACCACGUGGCUCCCUCAGGCUUGGUUCUCGGUGAAUGCAUUGGAAGCCAUCUCAAUCUUAUCACGACUGUUCAGGUUCCAGAGGAAUACUGGCAAGCGCACUUUAUUGGGAGUAUCGAUUGGGGUGACUUCGACAAUGAGGUCAGGAACGAAGUGAGCACUGAGCUCAUCAAUCAAAUUACCGAUGAACUCGGCCAUGGUUUUGCCGAUGGACUCAGUGAUGAACUCGACAAUGAAGUCGGUGACGGUCCCUGCAAUGCCGAAUCACAGACAGUGCCUGAUGUGGAAAGAAGGAUUGUGUCCGAUGCCGAGUCAGAAGGCUCUGGUCUUUUGGUGUAG